Molecule: messenger RNA, 4303 nt
Organism: Marchantia polymorpha subsp. ruderalis
Lineage: Eukaryota; Viridiplantae; Streptophyta; Marchantiopsida; Marchantiales; Marchantiaceae
Source: the annotation of a GenBank genome assembly
UCCCGUGUCCGAACGAGCAAGAAAUUGAAAUUGGAGCGUGCUCUCGUGAGCGGUGGUGGUGGCAGGCCAAUGACUGACGCCAAUUGCGGGGCCCUGGCUCUGGCUCUGCGAAGCUGCCCGUCCGAGCUGCACAUUGGGUCGAUGCGGAGCCCGAGAGCGACGAGAUUGCGUGAAGUGAUCGAUGCGUUCGGAGGCUUGUGCAGAAUUCUAGAUCAGGUCGGGGGCUGGGGUGCUUCGGAAGGUCGACCUUCUCGUGCUUCUGGAGCUGCGGAGUUUCUUACUUUCCUGGACUGUGAGCGUUUGAGGCUUGAAGGUGUUUCCGCAUAGUCUUCACCAAAUUGCUCCCCCGAUGAUAGAUGAGGAAAUUGACUGGGGAAUUCGUCGUGGUUCUCGGGACCUGAUUUGUGUGUGGAGGCUUGGUUUUUGGUUCAUUUUUGUGAAAGGGUAGUCUUCCUGCACGCUGAGGAGAGCUGACGAUGGCCGUUCCAGAGGAAGAAACCGGGUUUCUACUGAAGUGCACAGACGAGGCUGUCAACAUUGUACAAUCUCUCGUGACGCUUCUGAGUGUGUCCUAUGAAUCGGGAAUCGGUUCGAAUGGAGUUGCGUCCAACAGGAUGACAGGAGGAUUGAACGCUGAAGCUCUUGAAGAUCUGUACAGACUAGCGAAUGAGCUUCUGGCGACAUUGUGGCCGUGCGAGAAGAGAUAUGUCGCUGUGAUCGGUCCCACCGGAUGUGGGAAGUCCACACUGCUGAACCUUCUUGCUCUAAUGACCUGUAAAGCAGGAGAAGAAUACCAACAGGGGCUCAAACUGGAUGAGAGCAGAGCCGUUCUAAGAGAUACUGUCCUGGAGCAUGGAGGAGGACUAGAAGGUGUUAAUCAUGACGAUGAGGUUCAGUUGGACGUGAACGAGGAUAGUCAGGAGGAUCCAAGCUCGACAUCAGUGGGUUCGCAAUCAGAGAACACUGUUCACCUGCAUAACGUUGAUCUUGAGGCCGAGAAGGAAGCUAUGUGUGGUCUGUUGGGAAUAUGUUGUGCUCGAGACAAAGCUGCAUAUUUCUCGAAACAUUUAGCGUUUUAUGACAGGUACCCAUUUCUUCUUCAGAACGGGAGGAUGGGAGAUGCGGGCACUACUAAAGUCAUGGCGGUGCAGUGGGGACCGAAGUUCGUAGCCCGGAUUCAGUGGGUUCCGAAAAGAAAGCUGAGAAAGCGCUGGCGAGAGCUUCGAUUGUUCCUUGAUAAACAACAACCCUCAGAACCUGUUGAUAGGAAUACUCCUCAAGACUCUUCGGUUGCGAAGCUAAAAGAGCACAAGGAACUGUGGCAAUCCAUGCUGAGAAUAGUAGAACAUCCCUUGGAUUCAGAUCAACUGCCCACGCCAACCGAGGAGCUUAUAGAAGGUGUACUUAAGAAGCUUGCAAAACGAGUUUCACUCGGAAACAAAGAAGUCAUUGAAGCGAACCCAUCACAGGGAUGUGUUGUGGAUAGGCUCUAUGUCAGAGAUGCCAUACGCAGAAGAUUAUCUGAAGAAAAUCUGGGCUUGCUUUUGGAGGACUUGGUCAUUGAGGCUCCGAUUCCGUCCUCUGAAGGUGGGAUCAGCCUCUUGGAUGUUCCUGGGACCAAUGAUCCACGCCUCUUGCAUCAAAGUGAGACAAGGGAUGCCAUUGACCGGACGACUUUGAUACUUUUGAUUCUAGACAAAAAUGUUCUGGAUGCUGGCACAGAGAAGGUCCUCGAAGAAAGCCCUGUUUUGGAGCGACUGCUCCUUGAUACUUCUGAGCGUUGCAAUCUUGUGGUGGUAGGGAUUGCAGAGAAGCGAUGCACGGGUAGUAACUCAGCAUCCGAGAUCGUGGCAGGUUUUGAUUGUAAGCAAGAUUUGAAAAGAGCUCUUAAGAAGGUAUUCUUGAAAAAAACAAGAAACCUUCUGAAAUCCCGGCGCUUGACCUCUACAGAGGCCACUGCCAGACUCCGCAGCAUAUUUGAAGAUAACCGCUUUCACGUCCUCCCGGUGCUGCCACUCCUAUGUGCCUCCCUACAUUUGAGUGCUCAUAACCCCGUACUACAUAAUCAAUAUUGUGAAACUCCUAGAGAGGCGACAUGUCCUCUGAUAAUGAGUGAGGAACAAAGAAUGAAGAUGUGCAUGCUGACAAACAUUCCGCAACUUCUGGAGAUGAUUCAAUCAGUCAGAGUCCCAUCAAGCCGUGUCAAGCUGAAGUCUAAUCUGGAAUCUACACUUUCAACGCUGAAGAUGUAUUUACACGAGUCAACGUACGAUGAAUCCAUGCUGAAGUUCUUCGACAGAGAGAUAAAGCAUGGUCUCCGCAUGGCAAAGGAUACUAUUGCGAUUGAGACCUUCCUUCCAGAAAAUUCCAUUGACGUUGACUGCAUACGGGAUACGCUUUCUUCCUACUCACAGCAGUGUAUCCUAUCUCCGGAGGAUCUAAAGUACUUGCGACUGAAGGUUGAAGGUCCCGAUUCUCUCAAAGUCACGAACACCGCCGUCAACCAGGAUCUACCACCAGUCCUGAUGCGUGGUUUCAGACCAGAAGCUAUUGGUGGUAUUGCAAGAGAAAUGCUGCAGCCAACUGAGGAGAAAGCCUCAAGUUUUGUUCAUGCCGUCUACCAGCAUCUGAUUGUCAAGAUGAAUGGGAACGAGGCAUGGAGAGAUAAUCAUCUUGACCAGGUUAGUGUGGAAUGUUUGGGAGAAUGUGUAGUUCUACUUCGAGACGUUCAAACUCAAUGGCAGCAUACAUUGGAACGAACUCUUGCCAGAUAUACUUGCGGUGGAUCGACUGGUGGCUUGCAGAAACACAUCCGUACAGCUUUAAGAAAAGCUUAUGAUACAACUUUCAAAACAGCAAUGUUAGAAAUGCGGAAACGUAGGAGUAAAAAAGCCUCUACUGACGAGCUCCUGACUUUCUUGCAAAACUUCGGGUUUGGAGAGGAAGUGAAGAAUGUUGCUAUUUCUGAGAUAGAAAAGCAUGUGCAUAUCUUUUGGGAUGCACUAAUUGAGGCCAUUACGAAGACUGUCUCCAAGCUGUGGUCAGAUUGGAUUAGCCAGCUUCGUCAGCUGAGGAAAAGCAUCAAGCAAGCUUUAGACGUGGAUGUCCAAAAUGACAGCAACACAGUUUCUAGCGACCUUGCUGAUCACAGCUUGAGAACCUCUCUACGGAGUAAAAUUUCACAGCUGGAACAGUUGGUGCGGCGACUAGAAGGUGAGACACCGUUGCCAGGAUAUUCAGAAGUCAAUUAUGGGUACGGUCUACUUCAAAAUCAUCCCUCGUAUGAGAAGGACCUGCUGAACGUUGCCUCUGAACAAAAAUCGAAGAUUCUGAACGAUAGCAAACCGAGGACCCCCGUUGGAGAAUCCUGUCAUAAGAGCGAACCGAAUAUUGUAAUCGGGAAUUCAUGUCAGAAUAGCAAACCAAGGAUCAUCAUCGAGGAUUCAAAUCAGGAUGAGCCACCAGGUAACGUCGUCGCACUCUUGCCCCUGUCGUUUCUUGCAAUGUUCUCUCUUUUUCCUCAUAUGCAACGUAGAUGUAAAAAUAUCUAAUUUUUAGUAAGACUUUCCAAGAUAUAAAUGCGUUGAUUGUAAUGAAGUCAUGAUAAUACUAUGAGCCAUAAAUGCUUGAAAACUGAUGUAUAUAAAGAGGAUAACGUAAUGAGAUUGACCUGAGCCUUAUUCAUCAGCUUUGAAGUGUCUCUGUCAUUUGUGGCUCAUAUUAUUUUGUAACAUCUGAGAUCCAACUUGGUAGCGUAUAACUACUGAGCCCCAAACCCUGACUCCCAAAUCAUAUCCAAUGAAGGUGAGAAGCACACGUUUGAAAUUGUACAUGUAGGAUUUUGUGCCACUCUUUUUCCAUCAAUAAUUCCUAGAUGUAAAUGGGAUGGCCACCUUUAUAACAUUAACAGAGGUCAUCGUCACUUGGUAUGUAGUAAAUCAGUCUGUAGAUCUCAGCCCUUAGACGUCCAACUAUCAUGUUUAGACACAUUUGAUGUCAAUUGCACUUUAGAUGGAUAUAUUUAGUAGUUUCGACUGCAAAACCUUCCAUGGUAGGAGAGCACUCUCUGUAUCAUACCUUGAAUUGAACUCAAUACGAAACACAAGAGUUCAUAAAUCUGAAAUGCGGAAAUGCCAUCCCGGACAAAUUAUGAGAAGAAGAGGCAGUAGGUCCCAGACGAGCCUGAGAUAUUUGGACGGAGAAAUAAUCUUUUAAAACUUAGAAUGAAACUGUGAAUUCAUGUAUGUGCCGGUUCAAUCUUUGGCCAGAAAUGACACUAUUUCUUUUUUUCGCUGGCGUGACU